Molecule: messenger RNA, 1093 nt
Organism: Aspergillus wentii DTO 134E9
Lineage: Eukaryota; Fungi; Ascomycota; Eurotiomycetes; Eurotiales; Aspergillaceae
Gene: rho2
Product: putative Rho GTPase Rho 2
Exons: 5
Coding region: 207-806 (199 amino acids)
Biological process (GO): small GTPase-mediated signal transduction
Molecular function (GO): GTP binding; GTPase activity
Source: RefSeq, a predicted model, not a curated record
UUUUUUUUUUUUUUUUACUUUUGAACAACUCCACCCAUUGACGAUUCUUAUCCUUUUUUUAACCCUAUCGAACAUUCCGAAACGGUUCAAUCCGCUGGUUGCCUGAUUACUACCAUUCUACUUCUUCAUCCUUCGUCGUCGCUCCUUGAUUAAUUUAGCGUGCAUCUUCCGAUCGAUUCCGUGGUUUUAGUUCUUGGUUUGGAAACAUGGCGCAACAACAGAAUGAUAAUGUGAUGCGAAGGAAGCUGGUCAUUAUAGGAGACGGUGCGUGUGGAAAAACCAGUCUUCUCAGUGUUUUUACCCUUGGCUACUUCCCAACUCAUUAUGUUCCCACCGUUUUUGAAAACUACGUGACGGAUUGCAGAGUCGACGGUCGAUCUGUUCAAUUGGCAUUAUGGGAUACUGCCGGUCAAGAAGAUUAUGAACGCUUGCGGCCUCUAGCAUACUCCAAAGCCCAUGUCCUCUUGAUUGGAUUUUCCGUGGAUACGCCAGAUUCUCUAGAAAACGUCAAGCACAAGUGGAUCGAUGAAGCAAACGAGCGAUGCCCGGGUGUUCCCGUAAUAUUAGUUGGAUUAAAGAAGGAUCUUCGCGAAGACCCAAUGGCAAUGGAAGAAAUGAGGAAGAAGUCCCUACGGUUCGUCACGACCAAGGAAGGAAGCGAAACUGGAACGCAGAUUGGUGCGCGCAAAUAUCUUGAAUGUUCCUCUUUGACGGGAGAGGGCGUCGACGACGUGUUUGAGGCAGCCACCCGUGCCGCGCUCCUCACAUUCGAAAAGCGAAAAACCUCAUGCUGCAUUGUGCUAUGAUGGAUCUGAACCCUGCCACGUCUGAUUUCGUGUUAUAUAUGCUGCUGCUUCUUUUUCCGACUCCAUGAUGGUAUUUGGAGCGACCACGGGCCAGCAGCGAUGAAGGUUAUUUGGCUUGUCUGUGGCUUUCCCGUCAGGGUUUCCUCUGCCGACAUUGAUGGGGGGAAAGGUUUUCCUCGAUGACUGUCGAUCGAUAUAUCUUGCAUGACUGGCGUUUGGGUGGUUUUUGAUGGGUUAUCUCUGCUUCGAUUCUCUCACCGACCUCGUUCGUUGCCCAUCGCUUUUUU